GAGAAACUUAUCAUUGUCGCAACGGUAGGGGACUCUAUACUUUGCCUACUUUUCCACAACGGUAGAGAGAUUGGCAAAUAAAUACAUUUUAAAUACCAAAAACCAAACUAUAUUCAAUCAACUAAUUAUUAUUUUAUUAGUAUUACGUAUAUUUCUAAAUCAAAAUAAAAAUUGGGAAGAGAAGUUGCUUCAGAGUCGCGAGAGGUUUUUCCAUUCAUAUCAUAAAAAUCGAUUCUUUCAGAGAUUUUCUUCUUCAACUUCGUGGUACUCUUUUGCUUUACCCAUUUUUCAAUGUCUUACGAUGAGAUGCUUUCUGCUGCGAAGAAAGCUGUUUCUCUCGCUGCUCGUCUCAGCAACGAAGUGAGGAAAUCUCUGUUGGUAACUGACGUUUGGAACAAAUCAGAUGAUAGUCCUGUUACUGUUGCUGAUUAUGGUUCGCAGGCGGUGGUUAGCCUUGUACUGGAAAGGGAACUCCAGAAUGAACCUGUGUCUUUAGUGGCUGAAGAGGAUUCUGGUGAGUUAAGGAAGAUUGCUGCUGAGACCGUUUUGGCUCGUAUUACAGAGCUUGUCAAAGAUACUCUUGCAAGUGAUGAAUCAUAUGCUAUUGCUUCUCCUUUGACUUCGGAUGAUGUGCUCAACGCUAUAGAUCGUGGUAAAUCAGAAGGAGGUCCUAAGGGUCGCCACUGGAUCUUGGAUCCUAUUGGUGGCACUAGAGGAUUUAUAAGAGGAGAACAAUAUGCAAUAGGAUUAGCAUUGUUGGUGGAAGGCAAAGUAGUACUAGGUGUAAUGGCUUGUCCUAAGCUUCCAUUGGCAUCAACUGCUGGUAAUGCACUCAAGUCUUUACCUGAAAAAGUUGGUUGCCUUUUCUAUGGUUCGGUUGGCAAUGGGACUUAUGUCCAGUCUCUCAGUGUCGACUCUCUUCCUGCGAAGGUGGAGGUUAGCAGCAUAGAUGAUCCUGCGAAAGCGAGUUUCUUCGAGUCAUACCACACACCUGUCCCCAUCCAUAACACCAUUGCUACGAAAUUGGGGAUAAAAGAAUCUCCAAUCAAGAUCAACAGCCAGACUAAGUAUGCAGCUUUAUCUAGAGGAGAUGGAGAGGUUUACUUGAGGUUUACUCGCAAAGCAAGACCCGAAUCAAUAUGGAAUCACGCUGCUGGCUCAAUCAUUGUUUCAGAAGCAGGAGGGAAAGUGACUGAUGCAGCAGGGAAUCCAUUGGACUUUUCGAAAGGGAAGUAUCUUGAUUACAAGAGAGGAAUCGUCGUUACGACGCAGAAACUGUUGCCAAGGCUUUUAACAGCAGUAAGAGAAUCAAUUAAAGAAGAAGAAGAGGAAGAAGAAAAAGCUGCUUCUCUAAAACUUCACUAACACGCAACUGUAAUAUACUUAUUAUUGUUGUCUUUGGGUAUACUCUGUUGUCUCUGUGUUUUUCACAGUCUAUUUAUUGAAAACCAGAAACAAAAAAAAAACUCACCUUUGAUAUAUAUAAGAAACACUAAUUCUCUUUUGAAUAUAGUUUUUGAUGUUACGAAG
Messenger RNA from Arabidopsis thaliana (thale cress), 1530 nucleotides. RefSeq names its product Inositol monophosphatase family protein. Gene Ontology annotation, molecular function: 3'(2'),5'-bisphosphate nucleotidase activity; inositol-1,4-bisphosphate 1-phosphatase activity. Lineage: Eukaryota; Viridiplantae; Streptophyta; Magnoliopsida; Brassicales; Brassicaceae. The transcript has 8 exons. The record is from RefSeq and is marked reviewed. Gene Ontology annotation, biological process: sulfur compound metabolic process. The coding region runs from base 292 to 1365 and encodes 357 amino acids.